Molecule: messenger RNA, 7145 nt
Organism: Wasmannia auropunctata (little fire ant)
Lineage: Eukaryota; Metazoa; Arthropoda; Insecta; Hymenoptera; Formicidae
Gene: Tie
Product: mucin-19
Exons: 8
Coding region: 91-5352 (1753 amino acids)
Biological process (GO): cell surface receptor protein tyrosine kinase signaling pathway; protein phosphorylation; positive regulation of kinase activity
Cellular component (GO): signaling receptor complex
Molecular function (GO): ATP binding; transmembrane receptor protein tyrosine kinase activity
Source: RefSeq, a predicted model, not a curated record
AUGUGACCGCGCGCGCGCGCGAGACGCGCGGUGACCGCGGACGACGAUCAUCCGAGUGCGGGGUAGAACGUGUGUGUAUGUGUGCUCCGAAUGCGCGUUCGCCGAAAAAUGACACUCGUCAUCGGCCGGACAUCGGUGCGGACGGUGUUGCUGACGUCGUUGCUGCCGAUUUCCGCGGUGCUGAUAGCGCUGGCGCUCGCCGGGGACGUCGCGACCUUGGAGUACGGCAGCGUGGAGCCCCUUCCGGCAUCCAGGGAGGAGCGGCCGCGUCCGGAUACAGACACGUCGGUCACGGAACAUCGUCACGGGCGUGCGUCCCUACACGCGGAACCGUCGUCGUCAAAAGCUAAACGCGAGCAGGCGCUACGCAACAUUCUCACUGCGAGAAGACGACAGAUUUUGAAUCAACGCUCACAUGAGCCUCACCGGACUCUCUCCAGUCGUAGGUCACGACCUGGCGACGUCACCUCGAGGGAGCCUCCGGAUGUUCUCGAAACCCAGGAGACCAGACACGACGUUUACGUCACGAGCGCGCGAACGGAGGAGGAGGAGGAAACUCCGCAGUCGAGGAAAUCGAUCGAAGAAAUCGUUUCCACGCUCGUGCUCGACGCGACGGGAGCGGAGGUAGAAUCGCUAGCCACGAAGACGCUUAAAAACGAAGCUUCGUUAACGCCGACGACCGGGAAGUACGAGAACGUCUCUUCAACACCUGCCUCGAGCGCUGUGUUGACCAAUCAAAAAUUAGGCGACGCGGAUACGCGCAGAAAGAACACUGUGUCGAUGCCAGAGUCACUGUACAAUCACUUCCGGCCAGUGGAGAGCAAUAUUCCGGUGGAGGAUAUGUCGCAGUUUCUCUACUUCGGCCAGAAGCUCCAGCCGGACGCGCAAAACUUCACCAGUAGCAACAACAACAACUCCGUGGAGGCGACAUCGACGAACCCGACUUCCUCGCGCAGGAGAUACUCCACAAAGAGAUUCAGCGCGACGAUCGCCGCGCCGGUGGAGGAGAUUAUGAACGACGAGAUGAACAUCGCGCUGGAGACGUUGGAGCGUCGGACGGUCGAGAAGAAUCAAGUGUCGAGGAUCAAGAAUACGUUCAGGAGCUCGGGUAACGGGCUGUAUUACCGGAAGCCCAGGCCUACGGCGGACGUCGUGUCGAAUGUUAUUCCGGGGAACGAGUCGAGCCCCGGUAUUCUCGGUAUGUCGGAAACCAGGAGCGAGAUGAAUGCGGUCGACGACAGAUUCCGCCGCGGCGACCUGUCCGCUCACGCGGACGGCGGCCGCGAUCGGGUCCCGCCAGAUAGAAGAAACGCGGCCUACGUCGGCGAGGCGAGCACGACGACCCAAAUACCGCGGCAGCGCCAGUCCGAUGGCGAUGCCGAGGCGGCGGCGGCGGUCGUCGCGGAGAGUGAAAUCAACGCGAAACUCUCGAACGGGACGAUCGCGGCGUCGAACGGGACCGCCGACAGUCUCCAGAGGCCGGCCAACGAUUUCGGAGGCGAGGACAGCGAGAAGAAGAAAGUCACCGAAGCGAGAACGGAAGCGGAGAACACGGAGAAAUCGGAGCACAAGUUAACGAGCAUCGAGAAGGCAGUGUCGGUGCCGCAGCGAGCGAGCGCGAGGCCUCGCGAGGGCGGCGACGGCACCGAGCCGAUGUCACAGACGGAAUCGUCGACGCUGCGGAUCGUGGUGCCGGACGACAGCUUCGGGCUCUCGAGUUUCGCGAUCGCGACCGAGCGGACCCAUCGGAAUACCGUUAAGCAGCAACCGGUCGCGGAUCCCAUCGCGGAUCGACCGGUUCGCGUGUCGGCCGGCGGCGAUGUCGCCCCGAAAUCAUCGCCGUCGUCAUCGACAUCGACCCUGAUGACGACGGAGUCGUCCGCACCUGUCGCCGCCGCCGUUGUCUCGGAUCAACAGCCUCAGGAGCAGCAGCAGCAACAGCAGCAGCAGCAUCAUCCGCAGCAACACGUGUACGCUUAUACGAUAACGAACGUGACGCGAUUGUUGCGCAACUACACCGGGCCCGGAGUAAGAGGCGAGGAGGAAGAGCGAGGAGGAGGUAGUAGUGGUGCCGCUGGUCGUCGUGCUGGUAGCGGUGCCGAGAUAACGAGCGGUGGACCGUCGCAACAGCGGCCUGAGCAGCAGCAGCAGCAGCAACAGCAGCAACCACCACCGCCGCCGCCGCCGUCUUCUCCUCUUCUGCUUCCUCGUGCCGGCGACGGCGGUAUAGAACCGGCACGAACGCCGGCGGGACUCAGUGCUGGCGCGACCGUCGAGCCAGCCGCAGCUGCUGGAGCGUUGCCCAGUAUUGUCGACGGUCUGGUGGGGGAACGAUCGAGGAAAGCUGUACCGCAGCAGCAACGAGCGACCGGCCAGCGAGCGGCGGCCACCUCGCCCCCGUUGCAUUCAGCCGCGAACGACAGCGUCGUAUCGUCGACGAGGCCCGCCAAGUCGCCGGAGACCGGAAACAGAGGAUCGAUCAAGUGGAAUCACACCAAGUGGAUUAGCGAGCAGGAGGGUGCGAACGAUCGGAGAUUCCUCAGGAAGAGCGCCAGCGCGGUGCUGAAUCAACGGUCGACUGUAAACGAGGAAUCCUCGUCCCUGGCGACGAGCAAGCGUCGCAGGGUGUUGGCCUCUUCGAGCGGGGUGUCUCCUUCGAGCGUUACCAGAAGAGUGAAAUCCGGCGAGGAGAAGAUCGACAGUGCUAAGGAUAAGUCAGUGGUGAACGGUCGACCGUCGAACGGAACGCGGGUUGCGAAUCGCGGGAAAGUUACGGACGAUGAGGCGCCAGGUGCCGAUUCUUUACGGGAAGUUGCGCGUGCCAGCGGGGUGAACGAGGUGCCAGGUGACAGUAGUUCGCAGGAAACCACCGCCAUGGGAAUUCUGAAUCGAAAUUCGACCGACGAAACGAUGGACGCGACCGAUCCGUCCGUCCUCGUUGACGCGACCACCACGACGGAGCUGGAAAAGUCUCACGCUCUCGAGGAAGACGUCGUUACCGCGUCGAGUUUAAACGAGGAGAGUGAUAACGGAAGCGAUGCCGAGGACGAUCGUGGUGUCGCGAUGUCGAACAAGACAUCGGAGAGUGACGUGAACGCAACGACGGACGGCGUUGUCGAGACGACCAUGGCAGUGACCGAGCAAGUCGAUGAAACGAUCGCGAUUACGACGACGAUGACUCCGACGACGUCGACGACGACGGCAGUGCCGGCGGCACCGGUUUUCCCGGUCACGCCUAGAAUACUGACGGAAGUGGAAAGGACCACCGUCGAUCCGGAGACUGACACCUUGAGGCCGACGGAUGUCGCAAAGGAAGAGAACAAUCUGGAUCCUUCGGAGAUCCAAAAGAGGUACCGAGCUAAAGACGCGACGACGACGUCGACGACAACGACGACGACGACGACGACGGUUAUGCCAAGUCAGAGUGACGUUCGCGCGGACGAGACGUCGAGCAGAAGGUCGAAGGUCCUGCCUACCUCGUCGACGUCCACGGUAACGGAGAACGGGAAACGCGUGUCCGGCGAGAGAUCGCCGGAAGUCAGAGCGCGCAAUUUGUCGGACAAGUCGAAAGACAAGGACGACGUGCUGCCGAUCAUGCAUCUGUACAACACGUCGGAUAUCUUCAACGGCAGCGGGCCGAUGGACGGGCUCGCGCGCGGCACGGAACGACCUCGGGUGGUGCUUCCGGUGGAGUCUGAGUCGCAGAACGAGGAUAGUUCCGCGUCGACGACAACAGUAACGACGACGACGACGACGACAACGACGGCGACAACGACGACGGAGAAAAUUCCCGAAUCGGCGACGGAAAUCGGCGGAAGUACAUCGACCACUGUGCCCGUUCCCAAGUUUAAGGAAUCCACCGUGAACCCGACGAGCCCCCGGAAGGACAACCGCGAAUUCCAGGACUCCACCGUCGUCCCUCCUGUGUCCAAAGGCCCCUCGUUCGCGCCCACGGCCAACCGAACGAGGUACAGGCCCGCGUAUCAUCACUCGACUCUGCCGGAGUACAACGGCACGAUGUAUCAUCCCGACGGGCUCAACAGGACGUUCUUCGAGAGCGGCGUGCCGAUCUCGGUGAGCCCGCGGGAGUCGAUGAACGUCAGUGAGGUGAUACUGAAGCGGCACGACGGCGACGCGAUCGCCACGCAGGAGACGGUCGCCGUGGUCGGCUACAUCCUGGCCACGCUCGUCGUCUUUCCCAUCGCCGUCGGCGUCGGGCUCAUUCUCAGAAGACUGAUACUUAGGAAUCGUAAGGUGCUCGAGGAGUCGGACACGUCAUCGGAGAUAAGCUGCAGGAAGGACGCUCUUAAUCUCGAAAACGGCGACUUCAAGACGUCCAUCGAGAAGGCGAUCACGAAACUACCGAGGAUACAGCACUUGUGUCACGAAGCUGAGAAACCGCCGUCUCCGCCAUCCCAGGAAUCCAGAUGGGAGUUUCCUAGAGAUAAGCUUAGAUUACAGACAGUCCUCGGGCAAGGAAACUUCGGCCAGGUGUGGAAGGCCGAAGCCGACGAUUUGACAGGUCACCAAGGCACGACCCGAUUAGUGGCAGUGAAAACCGUCAAGGAAGGCGCCUCCGAUCGAGAGAAGGAGGACUUAGAUCGAGAACUCGAAAUCAUGAAGCAAUUGGGCAGUCAUCCAAACGUUGUAACACUUUUAGGUUGCUGCACCGAGGAAGAGCCCCAUUAUCUCAUACUGGAGUACGUCAUGUACGGCAAGCUGCUCGCGUACCUGCGCGAUCACCGCACCAGGCAGUACUUUUACAACUUCAGCGAGGAUUCGGCGGCCUUGACAUCCAGGGAUCUCACGGUUUUCGGCUACUGCGUGGCUAGAGGCAUGGAGUAUCUUGCGUCAAAGAAGAUCAUCCAUCGCGACCUCGCCGCCAGAAACGUUCUCGUGGAUCACAACAAGCUGUGCAAGAUCGCCGACUUCGGCAUGUCGAGGUUCGCCAACGAGGACGGCGAGGUGAUCGAGACUAGACACGGCAGAAACGCCUUGCCCAUCCGAUGGAUGGCCCCCGAAUCGUUGAUCUACUCCCUGUUCACGACGAAGACCGAUGUCUGGAGCUUCGGGAUUCUGAUGUGGGAGAUCGUCACUUUAGGUUCAACACCGUACCCGGAUAUGACGGCGCGGGAAGUCAUGCGGAACGUGCACAACGGUUACCGGCUGGAGAGGCCUUCGCACUGCCGAAGCGAGCUCUUCAGAGUGAUAUCGCGAUGCUGGCACGCCGAUCCCGACCGCAGGCCGGAAUUCCAGAUCCUACGCAGGGAUCUCGCCCAGCUGCUGGAGGACAACAUGAACGGGCACUACGUGGACCUCGAGAGCUUCGCUUCCGAGUGCACCGAGGACUGAGAGAGACCGGCGGAGGAGACCUCAGGCUCAUCCUCGAUCGCGAUCGGGAAAUCGGAGAGGCCAUGCGUUCGGCAAACGUUAAUUGACGUCGCCGCGAGCCAGGGAGAUUUUCCGACGUGUCGAUCCUUCGAAAGCGACUUUCUCUCUCGCGGGGAAAAUACACAAUUGAGAUUAUCCCAAGAGAACUGCGAGAGGUCCGGGACGUUUUAUGUCCUCCCCGUUCUUGACCUCUGAAAUUCGUAGGAAUUUUAUAUAACAAAGCGUAUUCCGUCUUUCGAGCGAAAUAUGUACGCUUGAAAAGUAGAAUCGCCAACUGUGCUAUAUGCUUGGGACAACGGAAAAUCGUCAAGUUGCACGACGACGAGAUUCCUCCGACCCGCGCGUAAAAAUCGCAAUCCGUCCGCAAAUUCAAAUUCGUCCAGUAUAUACAUUUGCACGGGUAUCUCAUUAUCGUUGUGCAAUAGAGUGUAAUGACAAGAUGCGAUGUUAAUUUAUUAUUACGUGAAUAUACUCGGCAACACGACGUCGCACACACUCGUAAUAAUUACGAAUGGACUUUUAUUAUUGGACGCUUCUACGUCUCGUUGAAGUACACGAGUACGAUUAAUUACGCGAUUUCCAGCUCGUUGAAGUAAGCAAAAACGUAAGAACACAGAAACGCUGUAACGCGCGAUGCUGUGAUAAAUGACGAAAAAAUAGAAAAAAAAAUUACAUAAGCGAUACCGAAGCGCAACACAAUGGAAGUUUAUAAAGUCCGCAAAAAUAUAAGUAUCCCAUCUAGAAUAGAGUGCUAUUGGGUAAGUAGCAUUUUUUACCAAUUAGUUAUACGCGACGUAUCGCUCAUUAAUCCCUCGACAUUUCGUCUUAUUAAUUUUAUUUAUAAACGAGAAUGUAUGCAUUGGACAACGAUUGUGCACAACUGAUGAUUUACGUAUCUCGAAGACUUGCUGAUGCGUAUUUAUGUAAAUUAUUUUUUCAUGAAAAAAGUAUUCAAAUAUUAAUUUAUCGAAACAAUAGCACAUUAUUUCUAACAGAGAGUUCUGUUUUAAGUUUUAGAUAUUCGUUUAUUACUUUGAGCGAAAAAGAAGACAAUUUACAGAAAGACUUAGUCUUCUUCCACGUUGGAUGACACAACGAGACUCAGCUCUGCGUCGCGAAAUAUGUACAUACUGUGUCCCUUGCGUAAUAAUAUAUAUACAUAUAUAUACAUAUAGAUGUAACGAUAAAUAUUAUAUUUGCCGGAAAUCAAAAAGAGACGUCCCACUCUCCGAAUCGCAUUACUCGCCGUAAUACUAAUUCUCGCUAUUAAUCGUCGUUAUGUGCAUCCCGCGUUUCCAAUCGCGCCCGACGCGUCUAUUCUUAAUCAUUCUAGUCUUUCGCAACGCGUUUCGCGGCGACGAUCGGUAUCGAUUACAUCGCACGCUAUUUUCUCUUUUUUUUUUCAUUUUCCUCUUUCACGAGCAUCACGAAUUUGCUCAAAAAAUUGCGACACGACAUAAUAUAUCGCGGUCGCUUAAAAAAAAAAAAAAGAAAUCGAUUCAAGCUCCGCUGUCAGUUGAUUAUUGUAUUAAGUAUUUUUUUAUCUUGCUAUCUUUCUUCCAUGCGACGUCGUUUUCGCUCUUUGAUGCGGCUCGUCUCCGUUUGUCGUUAUCAUUCGAGACAUCGCUCUCGGAUAUACAUCGCAUUUCGCGCGUUAGUGCCGCGAAAAAAAAAACAUAUUUGCGAUCAACACAUGUAUGUAGACUCGAUUGUAUCAAGAAUUUUUUGUCAGUAAACGUUGUGAGAAAAUUCAA